Theobroma umbraticum is the source of this 2128-nucleotide messenger RNA. RefSeq names its product serine/threonine-protein kinase 54-like. Gene Ontology annotation, cellular component: plasma membrane. Gene Ontology annotation, molecular function: protein serine/threonine kinase activity; ATP binding. Lineage: Eukaryota; Viridiplantae; Streptophyta; Magnoliopsida; Malvales; Malvaceae. The record is from RefSeq and is a predicted model, not a curated record. Gene Ontology annotation, biological process: protein phosphorylation.
UUUUGGAUUUACUGCUAUACCUGCAGCGGCUUUUACCACAUCACUCUUUGCCUGCACCACCCUUCCCAAAACACCCCUGCGCCUUCCUUACUGGCACAAGUUUUGUGCUUUUGGUUUAGAUAUCAUUUGCUAAUGUAGUACUAUUAUAAAGAGAGAGAGAGAGAGAGAGAGGGGUGGCAAUAUGGUAAAUUGAGGGGGAACCGAGAUCCCAUCUACAGAAGAUCUUAAAAUACCGGUAAAUCCGUUAAAAGGGACAGGUAAAUAACAGCGUACCCUUGCUCCUCUUGAUUUCUUGAUUUGAAACAGUCGUGCCCUCUUAAAAUCCAAUAUAGGCCACAACCUAUCACCCCCCACUCCUUCCUUCCUUCCUUCCAAUUCUUUUUGCCAUUUCUUUUAUAACUUUAAGAAAUAAUUAUAUUCUUUCUGCUUUCCUCCUCAUUUCUCCUCCACAAAACCCUGCUUUUUACUCUGCCAAUAGUCAUCUAUUUCUUAUUCUAACGUUAUAAUACUUUAUAAAUCACCUCCCCUUCUUUUCUCUUUUCUGUACCGUCAGCUUCUAUGCUCUUUCUGCCUCGAAACCCAAUGUUUUGUUGAUCCAUUCUCUUUGGUUUCAUAAUUCCAUUGUUUUUAUUUUUCUGGGUUUUUAUUUGUUUCUCAUAAAAAAAUGGCUACAAGCAAUGGUGAGGGAGCUGAAGUUGUUGGAAAAACAGAGAAAUCCGGAACAGAGGAGAAGGCCUUGGGGUCUAUUGGAAAUCUUAGCAACAAAGACAUGUUUCUAAGAGCAGAUAAGAUAGAUUUCAAGAGCUGGGAUUUGCAUCUUGAUAAGCACUUGAGCAGGGCUUGGUCUAGGGACGAAAGAGAUAUUUCAACUAAGACAAAGAAGGAAGAGUGGGAAAUUGAUUUGGCUAAACUUGAUAUAAGACAUGUUAUAGCUCAUGGGACUUAUGGCACCGUUUACCGUGGGGUUUAUGAUAGCCAAGAUGUUGCAGUGAAGGUAUUGGAUUGGGGGGAGGAUGGGAUUGCCACAGCUGCUGAAGCUGCUGCUCUUCGGGCAUCAUUCCGGCAAGAGGUUGCUGUUUGGCAUAAGCUUGACCAUCCAAAUGUUACAAAGUUUAUUGGAGCUUCAAUGGGAACUUCCAACCUUAAGAUCCCCACCAAAGGUGCAACAACUGAGAAUAACAAUUCUCUUCCUUCCAGAGCAUGUUGUGUUGUUGUUGAGUACCUUCCAGGUGGGACGCUAAAGAAUUUUUUGAUCAGAAACAGGAGGAAGAAACUGGCCUUUAAGGUUGUGAUUCAAAUUGCUUUGGACCUCUCUAGAGGUUUGAGCUAUCUACACUCCAAAAAGAUAGUACACCGUGAUGUCAAGACAGAAAAUAUGUUGCUAGAUACUCGUAGAACUUUGAAGAUUGCUGAUUUUGGUGUUGCUCGAGUUGAAGCUCAGAACCCAAGAGACAUGACUGGGGAAACAGGCACUCUUGGUUACAUGGCUCCAGAGGUCCUUGAUGGGAAACCUUACAAUAGGAAAUGCGAUGUCUACAGCCUUGGUAUAUGCUUAUGGGAAAUAUACUGCUGUGACAUGCCUUAUGCUGAUCUUAGUUUCGCUGAAGUUUCAUCAGCAGUGGUACGACAGAAUUUACGACCAGAAAUUCCUAGAUGUUGCCCUAGUUCAUUGGCAAGCAUCAUGCGAAAAUGUUGGGAUGCACACCCUGAAAGACGUCCUGACAUGGAGGAGGUAGUGAGAUUGCUAGAAGCAGUAGAUACAAGCAAAGGAGGUGGCAUGCUACCUGAUGACCAAGCUCCUGGCUGUUUCUGUUUCACUGCUCGUGGCCCAUGAUUUUGCUACCUAAUUAUUUUAUUUUGUGCUACAUAUGUGAAUUGGAGAGAGAAGGUGAAGCAGUUCAUUGUUUGGCUCUAGCUGGUCUUUGAAUAACCAGGUCAUUGAUUUCUACUGCACAUGAACAUAAUCUUAUUGUAGUCCGUGUAGAACCCUUGGGUCAAUUCUUCAAUUCAAUGUGUUGUUCAUUACAUAGUAUGUAAAGGUCAAUAUUUCCAUAUAUAAUUCUUUUAGUGGCAUGAAUGGCUAAAUAAUGGGGCUUCAAUAAAAGUCACAAAGCUGUUGUAAUAGUUA